UUUCAGUAUAUGGGUGUGGUUUGUGAAAUCACCAUUUAAGAGUCUUUGAAAAACAUCAAAGUAGAUUGAAAUAUUCUAUAGAAAUGGUUAGUGUAUCAAAACUAUUAAUACGACUGAUUGUGAUAUUGAGUGGCAUAGUUAAUGUUUGGUGUGGGCAUAAAUUUUCUUGUGGAUAUACAAACUAUCAAGGAAGUCGAGUUAUAAGCGGUGUAAAUGCCAAAAAUGGAGCCUGGCCGUGGCAGGUAUUAUUAUCGUACAAUCAAAGUCCGUUUUGUGGUGGAGCUAUAAUUAAUCCAUUAUGGAUUGUCACUGCUUCUCAUUGCUUAAUAAGAUCAGAACCCUUACAAGUUAAAAACCUAGAUGUCGUGGUUGGUGCAACAAAUUUUUUACAGUUAGAACCAUCUCGUAAUGUUUAUCGAAUUGCAAAAGCAAUUACACAUCCAGUGUUUUCAAUGUCGCAUUUAGAAAACGACAUCGCACUCUUAAAACUGCAGAAGCCACUUCUGUUUAACAACUAUAUUCGCCCUGUGUGUUUACCAUCGUUGCCACCUCAUGCUAAAUCUAAAUGCGUUGUGACAGGUUGGGGUCGAAAGAGCCGAGAUUAUAAUUCCACAAUGUUUCCGAUUCUACAACAAGCUGAAAUGCCUAUAGUUAACCGAAGCGUGUGUUCCAUUGCAAUGAAGCGUCAUGCUACGUACAACAUCACUUCAACAAGUUUGUGUGCUGGAUACGGAAAUGCAACUCAAAGUGCUUGUCAUGGAGACAGUGGCGGCCCAUUUGUUUGUUAUCAAAAUAAUCGGUGGGAAUUGCAAGGAGUAGUAAGUUGGGGAUCUGAUAACUGCAGUGAAUUGCAUGACCAGUACUCAAUUUUUGCAAACCUUUUUAAAUUGAAAGAUUGGGUUUUGAAGACAAUAUCAAAGAACUAGUUUUUACAUUUAAGUUAAACAAAUUAUAAGCUUUAAAAUGAUAAUAAUUUAAA
This is a messenger RNA of Hydra vulgaris (swiftwater hydra), 979 nucleotides long. Its product is annotated as chymotrypsinogen B. Gene Ontology annotation, molecular function: serine-type endopeptidase activity. The record is from RefSeq and is a predicted model, not a curated record. NCBI's taxonomy places the organism in Eukaryota, Metazoa, Cnidaria, Hydrozoa, Anthoathecata, Hydridae. Gene Ontology annotation, biological process: proteolysis.